This is a messenger RNA of Theileria annulata, 3372 nucleotides long. Its product is annotated as RAN-binding protein, putative. The coding region runs from base 1 to 3372 and encodes 1123 amino acids. Gene Ontology annotation, biological process: protein export from nucleus. The record is from RefSeq and is a predicted model, not a curated record. NCBI's taxonomy places the organism in Eukaryota, Apicomplexa, Aconoidasida, Piroplasmida, Theileriidae. Gene Ontology annotation, cellular component: nuclear pore; cytoplasm. The transcript has 4 exons. Gene Ontology annotation, molecular function: small GTPase binding; nuclear export signal receptor activity.
AUGGCGGACCUGAAACAACUGGAAAUGCUUUGCCAAGCUCUUUACGGAGCACAGCAAGUACACCAGAACGAAGCACAUAAAGUAUUGAUGCCGCUGCUGAGAGAUGUCCAAAAAAUACCAGUACUUUACGAAAUCCUGGCAAAUAGCACGAAUCUACAAGCAUUAUUAUUUGCUUCCUCUGGACUUGUUACUCUUUUCACAAAUCAUUGGUCGCAAGUGACAGAUCAGUCGAAAAAUGAAAUGAGAGAAUUCCUACUCAAUUAUUUAUACAAUAGAGGACCGGAAAUGUUAAAAGUAGCCCCGGAAGUACUAAGACAAUUUAUACACCUUUACGCAAGGAUAGUAAAACUGGGCUGGCUGGAAGAAAUGAACAAUCAGCAACUUCUGACCCAUGUGUCCCAGUUCCUCUCAGCCACAACACAGCAUUGGAUUAUCGGAUUAAACAUCUACACAGACAUCACUCAGGAAAUGCAGCCCCAAAUGGGCAAGUUUAUCGCCAAAUUCAGAAGAGCCGCACUCAACUUCAAGGAAACUGUCCUCCAAGAUAUUUUUACAGUAACGAUACAGACAUUGGAACAGUUUAAUAAGGGAACGGUGGUAGUUACUGACUCGAAGGAGGAAAGCCAGUUGUUGUACCAGGUCCUGCAGUUGUGUUACAACUGCCUGAGCUUUGAUUUCAUGGCAACAAUGCCAGACGACACUUCUGAGGAGCAGGCGACGGUGAUGAUUCCACAGGGCUGGGACAUGCUGAGAACUGACGAGAUACCAAAACUUUUGUUCCAGCUCUACCAGAAGGCGUUCAACAAAAACGCCUCAGCGUCACCCAACAACGCAGGCUACUACAAUCCAGAUGACAAGUAUAUGAAGAGCGCAGUACUCUGUCUCAAGUGUCUAGUGGUCCUGGCUGCACUUAGGAAGUCGUUUUUCAAUAACGAAAACGAGGCACUAGGCCACAUCAACUGCUUCAUGCUGGGAAGCCUGGAGAUCAUCAGGACCAAAAUGGGCCUGUCAGAUGACGACUGCUACCAUGAACUAUGCCGCCUCCUGGGCAAAAUCAACGCUUCUAACCAGCUCUCGCAGCUCCUUCAAAGUAACGUCUUCCCAAUCUGGUCGGAACAGAUACACGCCUUCACUAUGGAAGCACUCGCCAAUUGGGCCCACUUGACUAACAGUAAACACUAUUUACUGGGAGUUUGGUCGCACAUGAUAGUGCCACUGGCUUACAUGAAGGGAAAGGCACCGACAGUGCUCGAGACUAACAUACUUCAAAUCACACUCGAGUUCUUAAAUACCAGACUUAAAAUGGCGCAAGUUCUUGUCACAAAGCCAGACGAGUUGGAAUUUGAGAACCCGUUGGAUGAUGAUAUUCUAAGGAACGAGCAGAGUGAGUUGUUCAGCAAGUUGUGCAGAAACCAAUACCGAGUGGUGCUUAACCACGUGCUCGAGUUGUACACGAGCUUAAACAAUAACUUGAACAACGAAGACUUGGCAGUUGUUCAGGAAAAGUUGGCAUGGCUAGUGCUCUUUAGCGGGUCAAUGCUGAACGGAAGCAGUUCCCUGCGUCUAGUGGGAGAGUACAACAACUCGUCAGUGUGCAUUCAGACACUGAACAUCGAACUGGUAGGGAAAGUCUUUCAAAACAUGAUCAACUCUGAUAAGAUGCCAGAAAACGUCAGACUAGAACUCAGCUACCUAUCCUUCCUCGGACACUUUAGGAAGUUCUACAUCAGCGAACAUACCAAAGGCACAAUAUCUGGAGAUAAUAAAGAAAGGUUCUCACAACUCCCAAAUCUACCACCAGGAGUAGAUGGAUCGCAAUAUUUGUUGAAUCGUAUGAUCGAGAAGGUAUUUUACAAUCUACAAAACAGGACGAAUGACGAACGAGUGGUGAAAAAGACACUCCAGUUCUUCUCAGAUUUGUCAUCGGGAAUAGAUAUCGUUCACUAUGCAGACCGUUCACCACACCUGAUAAUCUCAGCAAGACUCAUUCUCCAGUGCGACACGCUAAGAUUCGCACUACUGAACCACCACGACCCGUCAUUCAAGUUCCUGUUUAACCCGGCGUACGGCAGGUAUAGAACAAUAUACUACUCGAUCCUAACGAAGCUGCUGUUGCUGGAGAUUACAGACGAGCAGGACGCAAACGAAAAGUUCAACAUAUACAUGCAGUACCACAAUAACCUGAUUGACCAAAUGAGUAAUUUCUUCUCAUCUAACAGCCCGACGGUAGGUCUGACAUCAAACCUUGAACUCAAGGGAGUGAUUGUGGGAUUCAUGAGAGAUUUGAGAGGGAUCUGCAAAAGCUGCCUGACAGUUGAGUCAUAUCAGCUCUUCUUUAGCUGGAUAAUAAACACACCAAAACAGAUCAAUAACUGCAGAUUUAAUAUACUGAAGCGCGUUUGCGAGGUCUUUUACAACGAUUACGAAGUCAUGCUCCCACUCAUCAAGUUUCUGUCAGAACUACUGGACAACAAGGGAAGGAGAAUAACAUUCGACAAAACGUCAGCAAACGGACUUUUACUCUUUAAAGAAUCAUCAUACAUUGUCAUUUACUAUGGACUAAAGUUGCUGGAUCAGUUAAACGCACUCAAAACAAGUAACAUGACAAGUAUGGCAUCAGCCAUGAGUGGUUCAUUAUCAUGUAACGAGAAUGAAAUUUACAAAAAGUACUACAAGAGUAUAAGCUACUGUUUGCUGGUUCUAGUCCAUACUCUGGGAGGAGAUUAUAUUAGUUUUGGAGUUUUUGACAUCUACGGAGAUAACACCUUGGAUCAGGUUCUCAACCUGUCAUUCAGACUCAUUCUGGCUAUUCCACUUAAUGACCUCCAAUUCUACCCAAAGACCAUGCAUCCAGUUUAUUCAUUUCUGGACCUCGCAACGAGACUGUUCAUUGAUCAUGUGCUCACAUUAGAUAGCCCAAACGUUAGUCUGCUGGUCAACAUUGGGGUGGACGGACUAUGCAGCUACGACUCAAACAUAAGUCUCAGCAGCGCCUCUCUUCUAGACAACUUUGUCACAUACCUCUUCAACAACAAGAACAAGGAACCAGUGGUAAAGUUUUUGUCAGUAGAAAACAGUGUCCUCAUAAAGUGCAUGGUCUUGAUGUUUAACCUCCUCACCCGCGGUGAUUCGAAUUCUGCAUGGUCAAUUUCCCGUCCAUUGCUCGGCUUAAUUCUCCUCAACAAGGCCGAAUUCCAAAAAAUCCCCCACAGCUAUAUGGCGAACUUGUCACAGCAAAAGGGUGAAAAACUAAUGAAGUGCUUCAACAAUCUCCUGCUCGGGAUCGAGGAUGCCCUCACGCCUGAAAACAAGGACCUGUUCACCAAAAACGUCUACCUCUUCUCCCAAGAAGUUAAGCUUUCCUUCAUCUAG